UGGUAACGAGGUUGCAGUUUCCGUGGAAAUUGGAACAUUUUGUAAACACUAGGAGCUCGUUUCAUCAUUUUCCAACUUUAAAUAAUUUACAAUAAUAUGUUUUAUUUCCAUUGAAAGCAGUUGUUAGCUGAUAUCAAGAUAACCCUUUUUGCAAAAAUUCAACACAAGCUUGCAGCAAGAACUUGAAACUGGUGGAAAUUGGCUUUGGUCGUGACUUUACAAGACGCCAUUCUUGGCUCACGUGGGUUCUUUCGUUCGAAAAUGGAAUUUCAGAAUCAUUCCACUGAAUUUGACCCAUAUAUAAGAGAAGCAAAUAUCCUUGUUGAUGCAGUUAUAAACAAUGCACUUGCGAUUAACGAGGAAUAUUUGAUCGGUGGCGGAUCCAACGACAAAGAGGAUCCUGAAGAACUCCGUCACAACGCUGAAGUAGGCCGUCACAACGCUGAAGUGGAUCCUGAAGAAAAACCGGAAGAAGAAACAGUGCACAUGGACACAACAGGAGCAAUUCCAAAUAUUAAAUGGCUUACUGGGAAAGAAUUUACAAUUGAAGCAGGGAAAAAUAAGAUAGACGAAUUUCUGAAGACUUGGGAGAGGGAUGCUGGUUGGCUUUACUGCAUCGAUUAUCUUGGUAAAGAGGAGCAUGACUGUGACUUUCGAUACAGAUAUAAAGUUAUGUGGAGCAUUCCAACAAGAAGGAAACCAAUUCCUAGAGCAACUGCAUCUGUGUAUUUUACAAUGAAAGUAAAUAAAUUUAAACCAAAGACAUUUCCAGUGGAUGUAUACUACAUCUUUGAAACAAACACUUUGGUUCACAGGCCUGGCGAGUGCAGAUUCCAGCAAAAGUGGCUCAAAGACAUUAUUGAUAGUAAAAUAAUUCUAAUCGAUGGUGUAAAAUUUUAGUUAUAGACAUUUUGAUUAUUAGAAUUUUUAAUUUAUCAA
Rhopilema esculentum is the source of this 939-nucleotide messenger RNA. Its product is annotated as A-kinase anchor protein 14. Gene Ontology annotation, cellular component: cAMP-dependent protein kinase complex. Lineage: Eukaryota; Metazoa; Cnidaria; Scyphozoa; Rhizostomeae; Rhizostomatidae. Gene Ontology annotation, molecular function: protein kinase A regulatory subunit binding. The record is from RefSeq and is a predicted model, not a curated record.